UCGGAACUGUACUGUUUUCAGUCAGUUUCCUCUGGAGACUCUGCUUCGUUUGACACAUCAUGUUUUCAAAACAUGAGUCUGACUCCGUCCUACCAGGGAGAAACUGCCUCUGCCUCUCCUGAGAGUCCCAGAGAAGGUGACUUCUCCUCUCGACAGUUUUAUGACAACUUGAAGAGCCUGGAGGAGCAGGAGACAUGUGACGACAAGAGAGACCCCAUUGUUAAUAAGGCAGCCGACAAUCACUCCAGCUCCCCUUUGAAAGCUCAGAUCUGUGCUUCGCUGGUGACAAAUGACCUUGAGAAUGUAUGCGCUAGCAUUUCUUCCGAAGAACAGAUUGAAAAAAGACACCAGAGAGAACCAGAAGAUUCAAGUUCAUCAAUGCAGUCCAGCCUCACCAAAUUUCAUGGAGGUCUGCACACUGGAUGCAAGAUUUAUUACUCUGUUCAAAAGGAAGUGGGGGACCUCCAGAUGUUGCAUGAUGAAAUGAACAUUGACAGUGGCCCAGUGUAUUUGAAGCAGACAGAAGAUGACAAGACAGAGGAGGAGUAUGAUAUACCUUGUCUGGGUCUCCCUCGUCUUAUAGCACACAGACGAGAGCCAAAACACACUCUUCAUAUUUCAAAGCUUCCAGAACUUAAAUCUGAAAAGAAUCCUCAUCUUGAUCCUUGUGAUUUCUGCCAGAAGCUCUGUCAGCCCUUCACACUAAGCAAAGUGCUGAAAAAUGAGACCCACUUUGAGAGGGUCUUCUAUUGUGAGCAAGCUAAACAAAUGAGAGAACUCAUCCAGAAAGAGAGGGAGAAUCUGGAUAUGAAAUACUCUGGCAGGAUGAUUGAUGUGGACAUUCAUACAUCUAUUAGCAGACAGGACUGGGAGACUGCAAAAGAACACCAAAGAGGACGGGUGAGACAUUCGCAACGCCAGAGAAUACAAAGAAAGUGUGAAAGCUCAGGCUGGACAUUGUCAAAGGAGAUAAGAUAUGAGCUUUCUGAUGCUGGAAGUACUGUUGGUACGUUAACAUCGCAAAAAGAGACAUAUGCUGAACCAAAGAUAAAAGAUGCAACACAGAAAUUCUACAAAAGUGGGACAUGUUUCCUGAUCAUGUAUUCAGAUGGAACAGGUACUAUUUUUUAUCCCUCUGGGAAACCAGCCAUCGUAAUAUCCUCAUCCGAAGCUCCUCACCUCAAUUACAUAAUCCUUGAGGACAAGGACACAGCCCCCAGCAUCAAAGGCAUUUUCACAACUAAAGGCUACUCUACAUGCUACCAUACCAAUGGAUCGAUAUGGUUGACCCUAACCUCUGGUGGAGGUCUUUGCUUCAGUGAGGCAGGAGACUUGACGAGGCGUUGGAACUGGAUGUAUUUUGACCCACAUGUGCGUAACCUUCCAUUCAGGCCUGUCACCUUCGCCCUGGGGCCAUACAUCAGUGUGCGCAUACAUUCACAAGAGUACGUGUAUGUCACCUUUGUGCAUAAAGAAAACCAUGUACGUUUCAAAGUUGGCACAGAGCUUAAGUUCAUUUCCCCAGAAAGCCAUAACAAGUCAGGGCAAAGCGUUUUGGAGAGAUACAUUCAAAUGAGGAAGAUAGAGAUUUACUCUCUUAUCGACCAAAUGCAAACCUGCAUGUCCCGUUCCUCUGCAAAUGUGCACAACAUAAAGCCACAUUACCGUUUCAUUGCCCGGAAGGAGCAGCUUAGCAAGCAAGCGGAAAAAGAGAAGUCACCCAAAAAGAUAAAGGCUCAUGCAAAUUAAAGGAAGGAGACAAAAAGUGGUUCAUAAUUUGU
Messenger RNA from Girardinichthys multiradiatus, 1781 nucleotides. RefSeq lists its product as uncharacterized. Bases 73 to 1749 code for a protein of 558 amino acids. NCBI's taxonomy places the organism in Eukaryota, Metazoa, Chordata, Actinopteri, Cyprinodontiformes, Goodeidae. The transcript is spliced from 13 exons. The record is from RefSeq and is a predicted model, not a curated record.